Molecule: messenger RNA, 2715 nt
Organism: Megalops cyprinoides (Indo-Pacific tarpon)
Lineage: Eukaryota; Metazoa; Chordata; Actinopteri; Elopiformes; Megalopidae
Gene: etaa1
Product: ETAA1 activator of ATR kinase
Exons: 7
Coding region: 148-2493 (781 amino acids)
Source: RefSeq, a predicted model, not a curated record
UAAAGAGUGCCCUACCGAGUGAUGUUGAAAUAUAAUUAGCUGGCACUGUUUUGAUGAGCAGUUUCCUCUGUUUUCUGAACUCAAGAAAAAGUAGCUUGUUGCCCUUAACAGCGUUAUAUAAUAUAACAUCGAGAAAGCAAGUGAACUAUGACUGAGCGAAGAAAGCACCGUGACUUGUCACAUAUGGCCGGUUCAGAGGACACUGAAAGAACCCGAAUGUCCAAACUUUCUCAAGCUAAAUCGAAAACUAACAGGCUGAGCAGAAGCCUGAGACAGACACAGCAGUCACCCUCUUCCGAUUCGUCCUAUCAUUUCCAUAAAGAACUGAAGACGCCCACACGACACACAAGGAUCAGACUCAAUGCUUCGAAUAAUGAAGAUUCUCCGAGUAACGAUUCCGAGUCUCAGAUGGAUAUUAUCUGGGACCCAGCCUCACCCACUCCUGUCUGGAAUGGAAAAGGAGAGAAGAAGUCGUCUGCAAAUGCGAGAGCUGUGGACAUUUCAGAAAUUGUCAACCGGAUAGCUCCCAAGAAUGACAGGCCAGUAGUUCCUGAAUGUUCCUUGCUCCAGUGGAUUGGAGACAGUGCUCUCCCAUGUACCCCAGAGGUGCGGCAGCCCAGGACCAGGAAGAAGUCCAUGCGGCAACAUAAUGUUGACGAUCUUAUGAAGCUGGCAAAGCAGUUUGAUUUCAACAUGUUCCAGCAACAAAAAGAACAUAAUGAACUUCAUAGCGCAAGCACAGGAGCAUCGCUCAGAAAGACUAAGAGUGGUAAACAAGAGUCCACAGACCAUAAAUCUGCAGACUGUGAGAUGGUAGAUGAUUUUGAGGCUCUCUUUGAUGGACCAACUCAGCAUAUCAGCGGAAGGCUGAGUCAGACCCCAUCCAGCCAUUCCCAGGAAGGAACAGCAGCCUCCAGUACAAUGUCCUCUAAAAGUGCAUGUGUUGGAUAUGGACCUCGCUUAGGUACUAGUAACCCUCCCACUGUCUCCUCUGCACUUUCACACAAGCCAGAUGGGCUGUCAAAAGGUACAGCAGCAAACUGUGCCCUGGAUGAUGACUGGGACAAUGAUGAUCUCCUCAACGACUCCAUUGUUUUUGAGAUGACUCAAAACCCUGACCUGUUUGCUGCCCCUAAAAUGUCUUCUACCCAGAUUGGACUGAGCCAAAAGAGCAAUGACGUUAUCAAAAAGACCAGUUCCUCUGUCAUCACUGUAAAUGCUGCUGCUGGCCAAGAUGAGCAGGUUAGCAGCAGCAAGGGCAUCAACGGGGUGUUUCAAGGGAAGAAUAGCAAGUCCAAAAACAGAAGUACUUUCAAGCUGGAUGCAAAUCCUAAUUUCCACAUAAAGGAGACCCUUUCUGGAGAGGAACCCAACAGGUGCCACAGUUCAGAAAGUGGUAAGCCUGCGCAGCACGGAGGUCUAAAGGGCAGACAGCCUAGUGUCUGUCAGCCUGAGGGGGCUGUGGUUGAGGUGUCUGGCCAUCAGAAUAAUCAGAAAACCCAACCCGUCCCUAGCAGCAAAAGGGAAAGCAGGGUGCGGCAGCCUGUCGGUCAUCAAGGUUCCUCGACCCUGAGCACCUCCUGCAGCGCCAGGCCUGUCCCAGCCUCUGUGAGCCACAGCACCAAGAGCACAGAAAGCAGGUGUGAGAAGGAAGAGCAGACCAGCGCUGCCACGGCCCGCUCCAGUGAAGCCGUUGUCUCAGAGGAGGACCUGGACUCUAUAUUCGCCUCUGAUUCGCUGUGGGAUGAUGGUGACGAUGACGACCUGCUGUGUCAGGUCUGUGAUGACGUAGAAAAGUUCUCUCAGAGCCAAGCACAAAGCACAGGUUCUGCGAACAUGGUGUCAGCUACUGUGGAACCAGACACGCUGAAAACAAAUCCGCUUCCAGCUACUGUCAAAGGGGUGGCUCCUCAAAGCAGUUAUUCAGCACCAGAGAGCAGUAAGCAAGGACAAAUGGCCGGGUGCAUGCAGCUUAAGCCCCAGUGCGCUUUCAGCCGUUCCAAUUCAGUGCCUGGCAAUAGCAUUGCUUUUACAAAAGGUGUGUCUCAGGUUUACAGUGGUGUCAAACCCACAGGUGGAGUGCCUGGGUCUGUUGCCCAGAAUCAUAAAGUUUUGGCCACAAACGGUGCUCCAAACUCUGCAUUCCUGCCACAGGAAUCUUCAAGUAACUGGAAGGGCCCGUACAAGUUUACACAGCUGAAGAAAUCAUCACUGAUAGAAGGUGCAUCCCACGGAGCAUCUACUGGACUGCAGUAUGCUGCAAAAAGUACGGCAGUGCCACCCACUUCAUCAUCAAAAGGCCCUGGGACCUCUCAGCAGCACUCCUUCAAAAGGCACCUGUCUGACCCUGUAGCUCUGACCAACAAAGUUUUUGUCACCAACCAAGUAGCUGGGAAAUGCUCUGAGGAGGAGAUUGAGAGGAAAAAGCAGGAGGCGCUUGCUAGGAGACGACUUAGAAUGCAGAUGGCCCAGAAACAUGGGGGUCCCACCUGAAAGAGCUUCAGGAAGGUCCCCUUUGCUCACCCUAAUAUACCCCAAGUCAUUUUCGGGAACUCACAGAAUUUCAAGAGGGCGGUGUUCUGUUACUGCUCUGAACGCUGCGUCCUUCCCUGACCCCACAGAAACACGCAACACCUUUGUGAUGUGAGCUCAGAGCCACACGGUUCCCUGCUGUGGUUUUAAGCUGCUUCAUGACUUCAAGUGACAUAAUUCAAA